Molecule: messenger RNA, 1413 nt
Organism: Oryzias latipes (Japanese medaka)
Lineage: Eukaryota; Metazoa; Chordata; Actinopteri; Beloniformes; Adrianichthyidae
Product: Ras-related protein Rab-33B-like
Biological process (GO): Rab protein signal transduction
Molecular function (GO): GTPase activity; GTP binding
Source: RefSeq, a predicted model, not a curated record
ACUCCACGAUCACGUUCAAGCCGCGAGAUGUUGAGAAAUGGCAACAGAAAACAAAGCUGAGGAAGAAUUUGACACCGUUUUCGGUCUGACGGACUCUGUCGAGCUUUCUUCCCAGCACGACUACGGCCCCACUCGAGCUCGGAUCUUUAAAAUCAUAGUCAUAGGGGAUUCCAACGUGGGGAAGACGUGUCUGACUUAUCGGUUCUGCGGCGGCGCUUUCCUCACGAACCCAGAGGCAACUAUCGGGGUGGACUUCAGGGAGAGGACGGUAGAGCUGGAUGGAGAGAGCAUCAAGUUGCAGAUUUGGGACACAGCGGGUCAGGAGCGUUUCCGGAAGAGCAUGGUGGAGCACUACUACCGCAGCGUCCACGCCGUCAUCUUUGUUUACGACGUCACCAGCCUCCCCUCCUUCGAAAGCAUCCCUGAGUGGAUCGAGGAGUGCAGUCGCCACUUGGUGGGGCCGCUGGUGCCCCGCGUCAUUGUGGGAAACAAGUGUGACCUGAGGGAGCAGCGGGAGGUGCCCGCAUCGUCCGCCCAGCUUCUCGCUGACAGUUACAACUACCCGCUAUUUGAGACCUCGGCCAAGGAGCCGUCUGAGAAGGAGCAUGUGGAUGCCAUCUUCCUGACCUUAGCGUACAGGCUGAAGAGCCACAAACCUCUGAGACUAAAGCAGCUGAGUGAGAGCGGCGCCAGGCAACUGAGCCAGAGAGAGCAGGAGGAGGGGCUCUGUCAAUGCUGAGGUCAGCGCCGCCUCACUGAAUGGACUCACUAUAGGGGCUACAUCCUCCAGCAGUGCUGGAUUAAAACAGUCAUAAUGGUUUAAACAAAAACACGACUUUUUAGAAAGACUUUAUGUUGAUUUUAAUGUUUCUUUGCUGAUGUGGGGCCCUUGGUGCACGAGUUUGCACAAUAUCAAACCAGAAUUAUCGCAAGCAUUUGCACCUAAGAUUAAUAUUUAGCAAUGGGUUUGCUGUGAUUGCUCCAAUACUGGACUCUUCCAUAUCCACAUACUAAUGCCUUAUUUGUUUAAAGACUUUACGCGAAGAGAAAAACUUAAAACACAGGGAAAAAAGGACUGAAACUUUGAAAAAAUGAGAACAUUCUUUAAAAUCUUUGUGAUUUUUUUCUUCCAGUUCUUGGGAUGACUAUUGCAUGAAUGUUGGUGCUAUUACUUAGCUUUUUUUGCACACAUUAAACCCAAUAACCCAAGUGAUGAAAUUUAGCUGGCGUGUUUGGUUAAAUGCAAAUCCACACAGUUCAUUUGGACUGCAUGUUUGAAUGUCAAAUCUGUGUCACUUGAAGUUCAGAAAACCGUUUCCUCAACGAUGAAAUCAUGUGUGAUUUGAAGACCUUUCAGCUGUGUUGGGAGCAGUCAGUAUAAACCUGCAAAUCAAUAAAAUGCUCACAUCUGUA